Struthio camelus australis is the source of this 289-nucleotide messenger RNA. NCBI's taxonomy places the organism in Eukaryota, Metazoa, Chordata, Aves, Struthioniformes, Struthionidae. The record is from RefSeq and is a predicted model, not a curated record.
CUUUGUUUCGCAGAAGUGGUGAGAUCUAUAGUUCCACGUGAGACCACUGAAAAUCAUGCUGGAGUUAUUUUGCUGGGAACCCAAAGCUAUCCAUUGCAAUCUGAAUCCAAAUGGUAUUGAUCAUCCUGUCCCCACAGAAGGUAUUAACCUGCAACUUGAAGGUGAAGGAGUCGAGUCACCCUCUGUCAAGAACACUUGUAUGCCAAAAGGGCCUGAGUCGAAAGAGACACCCAAGAGACAAGUGGAGCCAGAAAUAUCUAAGAAACCCGUUGCUCUUCACUGGAAGUAA